This is a messenger RNA of Catharus ustulatus (Swainson's thrush), 1594 nucleotides long. RefSeq lists its product as uncharacterized. The record is from RefSeq and is a predicted model, not a curated record. The coding region runs from base 127 to 1428 and encodes 433 amino acids. The transcript has 2 exons. NCBI's taxonomy places the organism in Eukaryota, Metazoa, Chordata, Aves, Passeriformes, Turdidae.
CAUUCCAAAGGGUUCCAGAACAUUCCAGAGAGUUCCAGACUCCUCCUAUGGAUCCCAAACUUUCCAGGGGGAUCGAGAACAUUCCAAAAGGUUCCAAGACCUUCCCAGAGGAUUCCAGAACCUUCCAUGGGAUUCCAGAACUUUCCCACAGAAUUCCAGAACUUUCCAGAGGCGUCCAGAACUUUCCAGAGGAAUUCUAGAACUUUCCAUGGGAUUCCAAGAAUUCCAGAACUUCCCCACAGAAUUCCAGAUUCUUCCAUGGGAUUCCAGAAGCUUCCAGAGGGAUCUAGAACCUUCCAUGGAAUUGCAGAAAUUCCAGAACUUUCCACGGAAUCCCAAAACUUUCCAGAAGCUUCCAGGGCGAUCCAGAAUUUUCCCACGGAAUUCCAGAACUUUCCUUGGGGUUCCAGAACCUUCCAUGGGAUUCUAAGAAUUCCAGAACUUUCCAAGAGAGAUCCAGAACAUUCCCAUGGAAUUCCAGAACCUUCCAUGGGAUUAGAGAACUUUCCAGAGGAAUUCCAGAACUUUCCAUGCGAUUCCAGAACCUUCCAUGGGAUUCUAAGAAUUCCAGAACUUUCCAGAGGGAUUUCCAGAACUUUCCAUGGAACCCCAGGAAUCCCAAAACUUUCCAGAAGUUUCCAGGGGAAACCAGAACUUUUCCACAGAAUUCCAGACCUUUCCUACGGGAUUCCAGAACCUUCCAUGGGAUUCCAAGAAUUCCAGAACCUUCCAUGGGAUUCCAAGAAUUCCAGAAGUUUUCUACAGAAUUCCAGAACUUUCCAGAGAGAUCCAGAACAUUCCCAUGAAAUUCCAGAACUUUCCAUGGGAUUCCAGAUUUUCUCAUGGGAUUCCAGGACCUUUCAUGGCAUUCCAAGAAUUCCAGAACUUUCCAUGGGAUUCCAGAACUUUCCCUUGGGAUUCCAGAUCCUUCCAUGGCAUUCCAAGAAUUCCAGAACUUUCCAUGGGAUUCCAGAACUUUCCAGAGGAAUUUCAGAACCUUCCAUGGGAUUCCAGAUUUUUCUCAUGGGAUUCCAAGAAUUCCAGAACUUUCCAUGGGAUUCCAGGACCUUCCAUGGGAUUUCAAGAAUUCCAGAACCUUCCAUGAAAUUCCAGAACUUUCCAUGGCAUUCCAGAUUUUCUCAUGGGAUUCCAGAACCUUCCAUAGGAUUCCAAGAAUUUCAGAACCUUCCAUGGGAUUCCAGGAAUUCCAGAACUUUUCUCAAGGGAUCCAGAACUUUCCAUGGAAUCCCAGAACUUGAGACAGAAUUCCAGAACUUUUUCCAUGGAAUUCCAGAACUUUCCAGCGGCUUCCAGGCCCCUCCCCCACAAUUCCCUGGGAUAAGGGGGGGAGGGGUCGGGAUUUGGGGGGAGGGGCCCCCCAAGGCAAUAAGGGCCCCCCUGGAUGGGGGGGCUCCAAUCUUUAAUUAAUAAUAAUUAAUUAAUGAGGAAUAAUUAAUAAUAAUAAUAAUAAUAAUGAUAAUAAUUCAGGAGCUUCCAGGCGUGAGAAUCCAGGCACUUUGAUCCCAAAAAAAUUCCUAAAAAAUUCCUAAAAAGUUCCCAAAAUUUCCUAAAAAAUUUCCUAAAAGUUCCCUUU